Messenger RNA from Penicillium angulare, 351 nucleotides. RefSeq lists its product as uncharacterized. The record is from RefSeq and is a predicted model, not a curated record. The coding region runs from base 1 to 351 and encodes 116 amino acids. NCBI's taxonomy places the organism in Eukaryota, Fungi, Ascomycota, Eurotiomycetes, Eurotiales, Aspergillaceae. The transcript has a single exon.
AUGAAAUCGCCAGACAAGAUCACGGUGUAUCAGAAGCUCGUCCCAGACCCAUCAGCGUCACUCUCAUCGCAAUCUGCCUUUCAGCUUCAGGUCAUGAUUCUUUCGGAAGCCCGCCAACGGCCUGCAGCUCGGUGUCAUGAGGAUAUUGUCAUCUACGACUACAAAAAGAACCAAAAGACCCCGGAGACACCGCCAUUUAUCUAUGAACAGUUUAAGAGUAUUUGGGAACUUCAAGAGAAUGCCAAAAAAUAUUGGCAGGAUAGAAUUCUAGAUAUUGAGAAUCGGGUCCGAACUCUCGAGGUUGAGAGCUGGGACCGGGCUGAUGCGGUUGAGGAUACAGGAUCUGCAUAG